Molecule: messenger RNA, 1871 nt
Organism: Cucurbita pepo subsp. pepo (vegetable marrow)
Lineage: Eukaryota; Viridiplantae; Streptophyta; Magnoliopsida; Cucurbitales; Cucurbitaceae
Product: beta-ureidopropionase
Molecular function (GO): beta-ureidopropionase activity
Source: RefSeq, a predicted model, not a curated record
CAAUCAAUAUCAACACAUCUGAGAUCGCUAAAUGUUCGGGAGUUCCGCUAUUCAAUCCUUUUCCUUCUUCUUGUUGCUGUGUAUCUCGUUCAUACACAUCUUCUCUUUGUUUCUCGAGCCUAUAGUGAGUUACAGACAGAGUUCGAAAAUGUCAAGUUUUUUAUGAUUCCAUCAUGCACGGUUGAGUUGCAAAAACUUCUGAAUAGAUAUCCCACACCUGAACUGGAGACGGGAGGAAGAAUCCCAAUUUAAAUAGGGAAAUGAGAGAGGGAAAAAUUCUCGGGCCCCAUCCCUGCAGCCGAAUGUUUCUCAUCUCCGGAAUGGAAAUUGAGAAAGCUUAAUGCAUGCUAGCCUUGAAUCAAAUCAUCACUGAGUUUUAUUUAAUCACGCUUCUUCUCCAUCUCGCAAGAAUUCAACAAGAACCAAGAGCAGAGAAAAAUGGAGAAGAUCUCGCAGGCUGGCGCUGCAAACGACGAGCUUAACGAUGGAAAAGAUGCCAUUAACAAUGUCUCGGUCUGUGGUUAUGACUCGCUCCAUCAACUCCUCGCUCAAAAUCUCAAACCUCAGAUUUUCCAGGAAGUUAGCCGGUUGCUUCUAGGACUUAACUGUGGGAAGCCGCUUCAAACUAUUUCUCUUGCAGAGCCUGUGAAGAGUCUUUCUCUAAAGCAUGAUUUUGACCUCCAGGCUUUCUGCUUUCACGCUGACAAGGAAUCAGUGAGAGAACCUCGAAUAGUAAGGGUUGGUCUCAUUCAAAAUUCUAUUGCUCUUCCGACAACCGCCCCCUUUUCAAACCAAAAGAGGGCUAUUUUUGAAAAAGUAAAGCCAAUUAUUGAGGCAGCAGGUGCUUCUGGAGUCAACAUAUUGUGCUUGCAAGAAGCAUGGAUGAUGCCAUUUGCUUUCUGUACCCGGGAGAAGGGGUGGUGUGAAUUUGCAGAGCCAGUUGAUGGGGAAUCGACGCGGUUUCUUCAGGAUCUUGCAUUAAGAUUCAACAUGGUUAUUGUAAGUUCCAUUCUUGAGAGAGAUGUUAAUCACGGAGAAACUUUGUGGAAUACUGCCGUUGUUAUUGGAAAUAAUGGAAACAUAAUUGGCAAGCAUCGCAAGAACCAUAUACCAAGAGUUGGCGACUUUAAUGAAAGCACAUACUAUAUGGAAGGAAACACCGGGCAUCCUGUGUUCGAGACAGCCUACGGGAAAAUUGCAAUAAAUAUAUGUUAUGGGAGGCACCACCCUUUGAACUGGUUAGCUUUCGGGUUAAACGGUGCUGAGAUUGUUUUCAAUCCUUCGGCGACUGUUGGCGAACUCAGCGAACCAAUGUGGCCUAUUGAGGCCCGAAAUGCUGCAAUAGCAAACAGUUAUUUUGUCGGAUCGAUCAAUCGUGUUGGGACCGAGAUUUUCCCGAAUCCAUUCACUUCAGGCGACGGGAGACCGCAGCAUACAGAUUUCGGUCACUUUUAUGGAUCCAGCCAUUUCUCUGCACCAGAUGCAUCUUGCACUCCCUCACUCUCUCGUUUUCGAGAUGGUUUAUUAAUCUCUGACAUGGAUCUUAACUUCUGUAGGCAGCUGAAAGAUAAAUGGGGGUUCCGAAUGACUGCUUGGUACGAGUUGUAUGCCGAAAUGCUUGCUCGGUAUCUAAAGCCCGAGUUUGAGCCUCAAGUCAUUUCUGAUCCUUUGUUAAACAAGAAGGCUUCUUGAAGAAUAGGCAACUGGUAAGUUACCUAUCAAACAUUUUCUAAUCCAAUUGGAAAAGUAUGCUCACUUUCGCUUCUGUUUGUAAGCUUUGCUCAUAUUUUACAUGAAAGAAAUGAAAUAAUAAACGCAUUAUGCUGAUGGAUAGAAAUUAAAUAUGAGUUUGAAUUGGUUGAAGGGCUUAG